Galleria mellonella (greater wax moth) is the source of this 582-nucleotide messenger RNA. RefSeq names its product fatty acid-binding protein 1-like. The coding region runs from base 92 to 493 and encodes 133 amino acids. The record is from RefSeq and is a predicted model, not a curated record. Gene Ontology annotation, cellular component: cytosol; nucleus. Gene Ontology annotation, molecular function: fatty acid binding. The transcript has 4 exons. Gene Ontology annotation, biological process: fatty acid transport. Lineage: Eukaryota; Metazoa; Arthropoda; Insecta; Lepidoptera; Pyralidae.
AGAAGGUAUAUAAGUCAGUGUAACGCACUGGUUUCUUUAUUAUAGUUUAUACAUUUUUUAUGUGUGUGAUCUGCAAAGAACCAGAACCAAAAUGUCCUAUCUAGGAAGAGAAUACAGAUUCGAAAGAGAAGAAAACUUCGAGGCAUUCCUUGCUGCUAUCGAUGUCGCACCAGAAGACAAAGCCAGGAUUGCCCAGUACAAACCUUCACAGAAACUGGAGAGGGAUGGUGACGGUUACAGAUACACAACAGUAUUGCCCCAAAGAACGAAGACUAUAACCUUCAAGUCAGGUGUGGAGUUUGAUGAUGAAAUCAAGGAAGGUACUUCGGUAAAAACUACCUUCACUGUAGAUGGUGACACAGUAACCCAGGUCAUUAAGGACUCCAAGGGCAGAACCGCCACAUUCAAGAGGGAGUACUCUGGUGAUAAGUUGAAAGUUUCUAUCACUGCCAGCGUAUGGGACGGCGUCGCUUACAGAUACUACACUGCGUAAACUCAUUAUAAGUAGUUAAGAUUUACCUAAAUUGUUGAUAUUUAUUGAUUUUUAAAGUUUUAUAAUAAAAUACCUAUUUAAGUACAUAA